This is a messenger RNA of Rhizophagus irregularis DAOM 181602=DAOM 197198, 964 nucleotides long. The record is from RefSeq and is a predicted model, not a curated record. NCBI's taxonomy places the organism in Eukaryota, Fungi, Glomeromycota, Glomeromycetes, Glomerales, Glomeraceae.
AAUUAGAUGCGAUGUUUAAUUCAAUUAUUUCAAAAUUAUCAAAUGAAAAAUAUGAUAUUAUUGCUAAUGAUAUUUUGAAUAAGCUUGAAAAUUCAUCAUUUUCAGUUAGAAAUAAUACAAACGAUAAUAUAAUAUUUUUAAUUAAUUUGAUCAAUACCUUUCUUUGUAAAUCUAAUUAUGAACAACUACGUAAAUUGGAAAAAAAACUUCCUAAUUUACUUUGUGGAAUUGGUGGUAUAGCAGAAUUAAUAAAUAAAGUUAAACAUGGAAUACAAAUAUUACGAAUAUUGAAAUUUCUUAUCUGUCAUAGAGCAUUUUCGUUUCAAAGCAUGGAUAUUGGAUUGGUUUUAUCUACAGUGAUAUCAUUAAUAUUACCUAAACGACAAUAUGAAUUGAGUGAAGAACAAGAGUUUAAAGAAUUAUUUGAAGAAAUCUGUUAUUUACUUUGUGAUAUACUUAUGCAUCGUCGUGAACAAUUAUAUCACACAAUACCAACAUUCAUAUUUAUUAUACAAACAAUGUUUCAUUGUUUCAAAAAAACUCAAAAAUCGUUUAGAGCGAAUUUUAAAGAAGUACAACAAAAAGAACACCAAGGAAGAUAUAUUUCAUGGUGGGAAGAACACUUAAAUAAUCCAUUACCAAUAGAAAGUGCGAAGAUAUUUUCAAGAUUAUUAACAACAAUUUCAUAUAGUAAAAAAUCAAAUAAAUCAAAUUUUAAUAAUAAGGCUUUUGUUAAACAUAUUCCUUCAUUAUUAUCAGAGUAUAUUUACAUACAAACAAAGAAUAAUAUAUUAGAAGCAAAUAUAAGAGAUACAUUAAAGAAUGGAACUUAUUCUUUAUUAGAUUUAUGUGGACAAUUUGAAAGAGAUAUGAUUAUGGUUAAUUUAGAUGUAGUUGGUAAAAAUUUAUUUAAAAAUUUAUGGAUUGAUUAUAAUAAAGAAUGGAAAUAUGUAGGAAGGGGUUA